CGAGGGUUGACUCACCCCUGCUGGCUCCCUCAGUGUGCGUUCAGUGCUGGAGGUGUCCGGUCCGCCGCACGUUUGGAGCAACCCUCGUUUCGACCCCAGUCUCAGACUACCUGCAGUGGCGCCGCAUGUUUCUCUUGUGAACACUGAAGUGUGUGUGUGCUUGUUGACCGGCCACCGAGCUAGUUCUACGGACAAAAUGCAUCGAGGACUGUGUCUGAUGGUGUUGGCGGUGGGUGUGGUGAGCAGCCUCGACCUCCGUGACUGUGACCUACCCCUGGGAAUGGAGAAUGGUGACAUCCCAGACGCAGCCAUCACAGCCAGCUCGUCUUAUUGGUCCAACGUCGGACCCCAAAAUGGAAGAUUGCGUAGCGACAGCAACGGAGGUGGUUGGUGUCCAAAGCAGCAGAUCAAAGAGGGCGUCCGCGAGUACCUGCAGAUCGACCUAGGCGUGGUCCACACUGUCGGUGGUGUCCAGACCCAGGGUCGGUACGGCAAGGGCAUUGGUCUCGAGUACGCCGAAGAAUACACCCUCGAGUACAGACGGCCGGGUCUGCCGGACAACGAGUGGCGCACCUAUCGCACGUGGGACCUCAAAGAGAUAUUGACCGGCAACAGUGACACAUCGACGAUAGUUAGCCACUACCUCAAUCCGCCAAUCAUUGCCAGUCAAAUCAGAAUCCUCCCACACAGCAUCCAUCAGCGAACGGUGUGCAUGAGGGUGGAAUUGCGAGGCUGUCAGUACGAGAGUGGCAUAAUGGGCUACUCGAUGCCGGAGAGCAAGCACGAGGGCGAUCCUGGCGAGCUGCAGGACGUGCUGUUCGACGGCCUCCGCUCCGGGGGCUGGAUGAGGGGCGGCCUCGGUCUGCUGGUCGACGGACAAAUUGGCGCUGAUAAUUUCCGCGUGGAUAUUGGCUACGGAAAGGGCGCUGGCUGGGUGGGCUGGCGGAACGACACGCCGCGCUCCAGAUUCGUCGAGCUGAUAUUCGAGUUUGAUCAAGUUCGCAACUUCAGCGCCGUCAACCUGUACACAAACAACUUCUUCAGCAAGGACGCUCAAGUGUUUUCGAGAGCGAAAAUUAUGUUCAGCUACGGCGGGAAAUUUUACAACGGCCGCCCACUGACGUAUACCUACAUGCCCGACCGAAUUCUGGAACAAGCUAGAAACGUUUCCAUCCACCUUCACGGAAGAACCGGCCGCUUCGUCAAACUGCAACUUUGGUUUGCUGCCAAAUGGAUUCUGCUCGGAGAAGUCACUUUCAAUUCCGAUCCAUGGUAUGGAAACGUGACUGAGGAAACCGAAGCCAGUGUAGAUGCAAAUGAAAUGGUCGGAAACUCGAUGGUUCAUGACUCUGACUGGGAACAAUAUGAAACAAUCGCCGCUCCGCACGAGGGCCAAAGUUACGUGGAAGUGGUGGUCGGAGUGCUUUCGGCCAUCUCUCUGCUGCUGCUGCUUGUGUUUGCGGUGAUCGUGGUGCUUAGCAAGAGACACAAGCUGCAGGGAUCACCCACCACCAUCCUCAGGAACUCUUUCGGAGCCACAAUCAACAUGAAGGUUCCCUUUUUGCAGGACCUGCUGAUGAACCUGUCGCCGAUGGGCAACAGUCUCGUGCCCAUGAGUGGCCCCCUGACGCCCCCGUCGCCGGCAGCCACGCCUCUGCGCCAGGGGUCGCCCCCACCACCCACCUUGGAGGAGCUUCUGAUGACGCCGUCGGCGCCGCCGUCCUGUCCGAGCCCUCAGGGCAACCAGGUGCCGCUGAGUUCGUCGUCCAACACCCUUUACUACGAGAGGCAGUACCGGUCGCCUCUGAUCGACGCCGCCAGGGCGCAAAAUGGAUACGCGGCCACUGCUAAUCUGCACCGUGGAACGUCACUCUCAGCAGAUCUUGAUGGAAGCGACAUUGAAGACGAACAUUCGCCGCUGAGAUACAACAGCAUGGAGGGUUCAUUGCAGACCGGCGAGAGGUCCUCGAACAACCAAAUCGUCAAUUUGGGCAACUACUUUCCCAGGGUGGCCUCGGAGCCCACAAACCGCAAGAGAUACCACACUGCGCCGAGAGAGAAACACAGAGUGCCACCGCCAGUCGUGUCGUGGAACAUUGCGCCCAGCAUGGGUCACCCGUACAAGUGCAGGGAGGCCGAGGUCAACGACAUUCCCCGCUGCAUGAUCCAGAUUGUGCAGAAAAUGGGAGUCUGCCAUGCAGGAGAGGUCCUUCUUUGUGAAGUCGACAGUCCUGAAGAGGUGGGAUCAAACUGUCCUUUGGUGGCGGUCAGGGUAAACAACGAUGACGAAGGCGCCACUAGCGAGACAACCCUGCGCGAGAUCCGAUUCCUCUCGUCUCUGCAGGACAACAAUGUGGUCCGCAUGUUGGGCGUCGUGACCUCCGAGCACCCUCACUGGACCGUGCUGGAGUACCCAGAGCUCGGCGAUUUGGCGCACUUCCUGCAGUUCAGGAUCGGACCUUCACAACCGCCAACCUCGCCCUGCCCUGGAAACACCGCCUCCCUUCGACCAAAUAGCCUGCAAACGUUAAGCUUCGGGUGCCUCAUGUUCAUGGCGACGCAGAUUGCUUCGGGAAUGAGAUACUUGGAGCAGAGAAAUGUAGUUCAUAAGGAUUUAGCUGCCAGAAAUUGUUUCGUCGGUCGGGGCUACGCAGUGAGAAUCGGCGACUUUUCAAUGUGCAACCCCAUCUACAAAGAGGACUACAGUGAGAUCGGCGGCCGGCCUCCGCGGCCCAUUCGUUGGCUCCCGUGGGAAAGCAUCCUGCUCGACCGGUACACGUGCAAGAGUAGCUCAUGGUCGUUUGCGGUCACCCUGUGGGAAAUCCUCACCCUGGCCAGGGAUCGACCCUUCAACACAAUGUCCAACGAGAUGGUCAUUCAGAAUGCAGAGCGAAUGUACUACGGCGGGGAACUCGAGGUCUUCCUGUGCAAGCCUCCGAUCUGUCCAAAGGAAGUAUACGACCUGAUGUGCGAGUGCUGGAGGCGUGAAGAGGACAUGCGGCCCUCGUUCAAGGAAAUCCACAUGUUCCUCAAGCGCAAGAACAUGGGCUACCAGCCCAACAAGUAAACUCGCAUUCAACAAAAUAUUGUCCAGUUUUUGGAAUGUCGGUUGACUCUCAACAAAUGGUGCUUCCAGGAUCGAAAGACGAAACGCGCGCUGGUUUCUCUCACACUAUUCUAAUUAAAAUGUAAAACUCCUCAUAAAUUGUAAAUAUCAUUGAUAAAAAUGAAGGUUAAAUUGCAAGAAGAGGAAAGACUCGAGUCACGAGUAGUAUUUUUAUCAUUGGCUAGCAGCAGGGUAUAUUUUAAUAUUUUACCACAAAUGGACGAAAGAGAGCCGGUGUGAAAUUUUAAAAGUGAAUAAUUGGCUGAUUUGUUUGUUGGAGGGGAAAACUAUUAUAUAAAUAUUCAAUAAAUGUGUAAAUACAAUAUUAUCUGGAUGUACAUUUUUAGGCACUGACUAAUUGUAAAGAAAUUCUAGUCGUAAGAUUGUUCAAAAGGCGAUAUAGUAGUGUGCGUUGCUGGAAGAUGUUAUUGAAAAUCCAAAAGUGAGAAUUUGUUAAAUUAGUUAUGUAAAAAAAAAGCUAUGAAAAACAUUCGAAUGGACCAUUGCAAAAUUCCUGAUAGUGUCUAGACUAUUAAGUGAUCUGGAAUUAAAUCUUUCGGUGGAUCGAAUCGAUAACUCGUAGGAUUUGCAGCAAUUCUGCGUAUUCAAGUAAAAAUUUCAACUCUGGGCACAAGUCUAUUGCAUUUUUAUAAAGAAAAUUCUACUAAAAUUAUUAAAGUCUUCAUUUAAAUAGUAUUUUGAAGUAGAUGAGCAAAAAAUAAUGCGUGCAUUUAUAAAUUUCAAACAUUCAAAAUUGUCAUCUAGAAACUUAGCAUUAUUUUGAAAGCAUUAUCCUCAUCUCUAGUCAAAUAUAAGUGUGAUAAAUGCAAAUUAAUUACUAACUAAGAUGUAAGGCACACCCAAAUUAUGAUUUAAUUUUGAGAUUCUUCUGUAAAAUAUCAAUUUAAUUAAUUAUUUUUUUUUUUAUACAAAUUCACUUUGGAGGUUAAGAAAUCUAGGCAAUGCUAUAGAUUGACAUAAGUUUCAGAAAUGAUAUUAAUGAAUCAUUAAUUUAUUAAAAUGUUGCCAAAACUAUCAGGUGCGUCAUUAAUUAAUUGUGAUUUUUAAUCACUGAAAUAAUAGGAGAGUUUACGCGCGCCAACUGUGCAUAUAAUCAGUGUGCAACGAGUUCCUCGCCCCUAGUCACGUGGAUCCGUAAUAAUUAUUUGUAAAACUGGACUAAUUAAGUGUGAUGUCAUCUCUGUAAAAAGUGGCUAAGGAACUGAAACCAAUCAUCAUUUUGUGUGGCACAAACACGCCUGAUUUAUUGUUUGUUGUUAAUUAUAACAUGAAAAAUUCGUCAAUAAAAUCAUCAAAUAAAGCUGAUAAUGGAGACAUGAUUUCUUUUUCUCAGCUACAUUAAUUAUUAAUAUAGAAAUUGAA
Messenger RNA from Neocloeon triangulifer, 4489 nucleotides. RefSeq names its product discoidin domain-containing receptor 2-like. The coding region runs from base 197 to 3067 and encodes 956 amino acids. The record is from RefSeq and is a predicted model, not a curated record. NCBI's taxonomy places the organism in Eukaryota, Metazoa, Arthropoda, Insecta, Ephemeroptera, Baetidae. Gene Ontology annotation, biological process: multicellular organism development; positive regulation of kinase activity; cell surface receptor protein tyrosine kinase signaling pathway. Gene Ontology annotation, cellular component: signaling receptor complex. Gene Ontology annotation, molecular function: collagen binding; protein tyrosine kinase collagen receptor activity; ATP binding. The transcript has 18 exons.